CUAGAUGGUGUGCAAGCCACUGGAGAGUACACUUCCCCGCACAGUGGGCUCUACAUCCAGCAAAACAAACCUGGGAAAUUAUACGGCGGACCAUUUUACGGGGCUCCGAGAAGGAAAAGUGUGGAAAUAAAGCGUCGUCCGCGUCAAGAUUUUCUUUUUUUAAAGCCAACCCCACGCUUUUUUAGCAACAAGACUUGGGAAAAGCGGCAACAAAAUACAGCUGUGAUGGACAUAAUGAUUGCGGUGCAGGAUGCUUGUGUCUCUGGUCAGUGGCUUACUGCGAUAAUUCUCAGUCUGUGCUGCUUUCUGCCGUCCUGUUUGCCCGCUGGACAAACUGUGGACUAUUCCUCGGUUGAAAGUGUGGUCAGCAGACAAGGCGACACGGCUCUACUGAGGUGCUACCUGUUGGAUGGGAUCUCUAAAGGAGCCUGGCUGAACCGCUCAAGCAUCAUAUUCGCAGGGAACGACAAGUGGUCUGUGGACCCACGUGUGUCCAUCGUGUCCAGCGUCGGAGACAAACAUGAGUACAGCCUUCAGAUACAGAAAGUGGAUGUAACUGACGACGGCCAGUACACGUGCUCCAUUCAGAGUGAGCGCAACCCACGACCAAAGCUCCUCAACCUAAUUGUAAAAGUUCCUCCCAAGAUAUAUGACAUUUCCUCUGACAUCACGGUAAACGAAGGCAGCAAUGUGUCGCUCAUCUGUACAGCCAGUGGGAAACCUGAGCCAACCAUUUCCUGGAGACACAUAACCCCAUUAGCCAAGAAGCAUGACAGUGGCGAAUAUCUUAACAUCACCGGCAUCACAAGGGACCAGGCUGGAGACUACGAAUGCAGCGCUUUAAAUGACAUUGCCUCUCCUGACACCAAAACAGUAAAAGUCACAGUCAACUUUGCCCCAGCUAUCCACGAGAUGAAAAGCCAUGGAGUUGGCCUGGGACGCACAGCUCUGCUAAGGUGCGAGGCAGCUGCCGUGCCUUCUCCAACAUUCGAGUGGUACAAGGGCGAGAAAAGGAUUCUCAAGGGUCAGGGCAUCGACAUCAAGAGCCUCAGCUCCAGAUCAGUCCUCACAGUGACCAACAUGACAGAGGAUCGUUACGGGAACUACACAUGUGUCGCCUCCAACAAGCUAGGGACGGCUAAUGCCAGUGUGCCUCUCAUUCCAAUUAUUGAAACCACCACCACUAGUGCUGUCUCAAGCCCAGCGCCCAACACUGCACCCUAUGGGAGCACAGGAAGUGCAUACGUCCCGCUGGCCUGCCGAUACCUGGUCCUGGCUCUCUCCUCCUUCAUCAGCGUGUACUAGCAGAGGCCAGACCAGACACAAUGACUGUCGAGAGCAUUUAUGAAUCCUUUUUGACAUUGCUGAUGGCUGGAAUCCAAUCUGGUACAGUUUGUUGAAAAGCCGUGAGGGGAAAAUAAUCAGCGUUACUUUGUGUGGGGAAUUUUUCUUUUCUUUGCUUUUUGGUGAAAUUUCUGUCAUGUAAAUACUAUGAUGUUUUUUUUUAUUAUUAUUAUUAUUAUUUCUUCACUUCUUUUCUGAUUGAUUGAACACCUUGUGAAUCAGUGCUCACCCCCAGCCCCACUCCAUCUCCACUCAUAUCAAAAGCCCCCAAACUUCCCAAAUGAGUUACUUUCAUGCCUCUUUCUCUGGGAGGCGAUGGCGCAAAAUUGACAUUUUCAUCCGUUUUUGUACAUGGCUAAAAAGAAGCAAUUGUGCCAAGUCUCUCAGUACACAGAAUUACCAUACCAAUGUUGUAUUGAAUGUAUUAUGGGUUGUCGAACAAAGGAAAGACAUUUAGAUUCCUAACAAUACAAAUUCUGAUUAUGGAGUGUGCUUAAAAAAUACAGAAAAAAACCCAGAAAAAAAAACAAAAGAACAAAAAAGGCAGGGCUUUUCCAGGACCUGUAUUGUCAUGAUUACUCAAUAGAUGGAUGAACAGUGUUGAAGGUGUGCUUUGUUGUAUUCUGAAAUGGGUCCUUCAGUUACUAUGCCUGCCUAACAGAUUUGAUCAGGCAGCCGUCAAAGUAGCAAAGUAUACUGUAUUGUAUCUUUAUAUUUUAAAUAUAGUGUAGGCUUUGGUUUUAAAGUGGGACCAGCUUUUCUCAUUUGACCAAGAACAUUAACACAGUUCAUGACUUUGUACAGUAUGAAGGGAGGAACAUCGCUGCCCUAUGUUUACAUUCUUCUUGAAAAUAUAAAUACUACAGUAUAUACUCCAUACUUUGUUUUUUAGUAAGUCCACGUACGUGAAUGUCACAACAAACUGUUGCAGUUGAGAAGAAAAAGCAGAGCCCAAGUUCAACUGUUUUAAGCUUUUCUCUUAAAGAUGCAGUUCUUUGAAACAUGCCACUUCCAGUGGGCGUCUGAGCGGAGCGUUUUGUCUCUGAAUUUGUUGUGUAUCUACUGAUCAUCUACUGGCUGAAAACCCACAGCUGCACCCUGUAGGUCGCUUGAAGUUUUUGGCUUCAACUUUUGGCAUGAUUCUAAGAUAAUGGAUUCUGGGAAAGCAGCAUUCUGCAGCACAGCGUUUUCUUCUUCUGUUUUUCUUUACAUAUUAUUCAAUACUUAAAUAUAUUACAGUCUCUUUUACAGUAAAUAUAUCAACUUCAUUGUACCAGUUAACAAAUAAAGGACAUCUAGAGAGCCAAAGGCUAUCUAACUUAAGAUUUCUAGUUAAGUACAAAAAAGUACAAUAAAGAAACCUGCUUGGCUCCAGUCUGAGUCCUUCUCAUGUUAAUUAUGAGCAACAGAACACAAAAUAAAGCUUAGAAACAUGCUCAUCACUACAAACAUGGCCUAAGGUGCUAACAGCUCCUCCAAGAUGAGUGUACAUUUUAUUCAAACAGCUGAUCAGUGUCCACAGGGCCAGUGAACGUCCAGCAGAGUUGAGAAUAAAUUAAACCAUGAGGUCGUUUAAUAGGAGAAAAAUGUGGCUUUUUGUUCACUGAAAUCAACCAUAUCAAGGCUCAAAAACAAUGUUAAUGUAAGGGUUUACUUUUUGACAAGACUGUCAUGGCAUAUUCAUCCUCAAGUAUCUUCAAUCCAUGGUGUAAACAGAGAUACUGUACUGUAAUGCCUUAAUAGUACCAUAGACAUUAAAUGAACCUCCUUUAGAAGGACACUUCCAGAAGCUCUCAAUAAGAUACAACUCAUUUGUUUGACAUAUUACUGAUUAUUGAAUGUUCAUAAACCAAUAGCUGACUUAUCUUUCAAAUUAGGCAUUAUAUUCAGUAAACAACAAAAUUUCUCAACUUAUGGCUCUCGCAGGUAUUUUCAAAUAAGCCAGUUGCAUCUGAUAAAAAUGCAGUAUUUGUCGUACAGGUUAACAUAUUUGCAGGUCUUGUUUGGAUUUGGAUUAUGUUAUGUUUUGCCCCGCGAUUGAGGGACUAACAGUACCCGAGUUCACACAGUAUUUUCACAUGAACUUGUAACUGCAAAUCUAUAGAGAAAUAGCCAUCGCAGUUAAAAGACUUAAAGCACAAACACUGUUAUUACUUUUAUGUUUUGUGAUGAUUUGUUUAAAGGUCUGCUAAACAUUUUUUUUAUUAUUGUUUGUACUGAAAUUGAUAUCAGUUUGUUCUACAAAUUAUGAAAAUACUGCACCAUAUGAUCUUGUUUAAAUGUUAAGGUAUAAUGAAAAUGGGUCAGAAGUAUAUUUAUUCUCUUCCUUUAUGAAAACAAUGUAUAAAAAAUAGAUUUGAAACAUGUAAAACUGGAUAUGUGACAUUUAUUUGAAUGAGGCACAGUAUGGCAUAGUUUAUAAUGUUGUCGGGUUCAUUUAGAUGCCAUAACUGUUGUUGAUUUUUUGUCAGAUGAGUACAUUAAAAAGAACAAUGUUUGCAAUCAAAUUACCUACUUUUUGAAACAGAGAGGGUGUGAACCAAUAUAACAGUAUUAUAGAACAGAAUCAAUGUGUGUAUAUUUGGAGAAAAUAAGAUACCUUUUGAUCUUUAGAGCCAGUGUGUAGUCAUAGUUUUCACACACUUGCGUGUUUGAAGAUGUGCAGAGAGUAUGGUUGUGCUGCAUGUCAAAGUUAACCUGUGUUUAUGAGGUGGCCAUUUUACAGAUAUUCUUACUUUUUAUGAAUGGAACCAGUUUUUUCCAAACAUUUGGUUCUUAAACCUGGUCUAAAGAUGCAUACCUCCUACAGACCAACAGGCUAUGUUUGUUUGUGAUUUAUUUGAAUCACCGUUGCUGAUAAACUAAAACAACUGCUAUUCAGAGUCAUAAUGAUUAUUGUGGCACAUUGGUGACAGUCUGGAGUUAUGUGGGUUGCUUGUCUAAGCAGUUAAGAUCAUGCUAGUAUUCCAUAUGAAAUGUACUGGAUGUUGAUUAUUUUGAAUAAUGGUAUUAACAAGUACCUUUUAUCGAAUCACUAUUAUUUGCAAUAAAAUUCUUCAUGUUACAAUAUAAACCCAUAUCUGAGUUAAUGAGCACUCAAAGAGGCUGUCAUUAUCACCGGAGCAGGGUGUGAGCCGGAGCGUGCCAUUACGACAAUGUCCUCCUUAAAAUCAAGGCCAGAAUCUAUGCUGUUAGCAGGCUUCUCAUCUUUAGAUUUUAUAAGCUGUAUCAGCAUUUAUUUCGGAAGUUAGGUACGAAGUAAAUGCGCAUCGCAAGCGGGUGCCUGUAUGCUCGGCCAAAGAUGGUUUGUUGGAGAGGAAACACCCCACUCUGUACCAUUUCGAUUUUUAAAAACUUAGCAAGGAUUACGUCUUUUUGCUGUUCAAAAAGACCAGCUGAGUAAUGAGUCUGUUGGUCAGUAAACAAUCUUACGUUGGCUGGCUGUACACGUCAAAAUCCAGCCCGGUACCUUGUAGCUGGACAGCAGUCGGGUACUGACUGACAGCGAAAGCUAGCAACGUUAGCUAACAUUAGCUAACGUUACAAUUGGGACUAAUUUAGAUGCUAUCUGAUAUCUUCAGCUUUAACUGUCUGACGUGACUUACCAAAUUUUUGUAAUUUUUACCAGAAGUAGACAAGUACAUAGCAGUCACUAGUAAAUAUUUAUCUAAUGAUUAGAAAAAUUAAAAAGUAAUUUUAGGUAUCACAGUAAUGUAGCUACGUAUUUUCGCAAAAUGUAAGCUACAGUAAAUUGGUUUGAUUUUCUAAAUUCAUUAUCAAGUUGUUUGAAGUUCUUCAAGAAAAAUACUGGUUGAAAUAUUUGCCAGUGGCACACUUAAACCCUGCUGAAACAAAGGGGUGAACUUAAUCACCCUAUUAUUUUUGAUUUUAUAAUUUCCUAAAAAUUAUCUUUUGUUUAGAGUAAUUUGCAAACGAAACAAAGGUUUAUGUCUAAAAUAAUAUGUCUAAUAUCAAUUCUCAUGGCAUAGUAAUAUUAUGUUUGAGCACUCCUCACAGUUUUGUUUAUUGCCCCCUUAAAAAAGUACUGCUAGACCCAUUUGAACCCCGUCCCGGACAAUCCUGACUCAAACACUGCUGGGACUAUUCUCCAGACGUGAGGGACAUAUAAGUCUGUUUGUACAGUGUAGCUUAAGUCAUCUUAAUUUUGCCAUAUCAUGCAUGUUUCAUACCCUCCCCUUUUACCCUCAAACACUGUAUAAAUCCUCCUGAGUCCAGAUGGCUGGAUGCCACAGUACAUAGGAUUAACCACUGUUUGCACUGCAUCAUCAUCAUCAUUGACUUGAGUGUGUCGCUCAGUCUAUAUGAUCUGGAGAUAUUUACAAACAUAAACCACUGCUCAUUCUUGUCCCAUAAUGCAUCUGGGGGUCUAUUAUAGCUUUUUCCCAAACAGCACCAGGCUUUCGAGUAUCCUGUGACCUGAAUAAACUCUCGACUAAAACAUUCAUGGUUGUGUGACCUACCUCAUAAAAGUUCAGUUGAAAAAGUCAUGUUGAUGUACAAGCUGAAAAGAGGCCACGCCACACACCUGCAGAGAUCACUGCCUCACUUCGCGCUCCCAGCUGACAGCUGAGGGGGAAAAAAAUCUCUCCACUUUUAAAUUUAAGAUAAGAGGAUUUUAAAUAUUCAUGCUAGUGCGUAUUAUUACGGCCCCCACAUUCCCCACCUAGAAUUUUUAAAUUGCCCAUUUCAAAGUACCCUCCUCCUCUCACCCCGAUGUAUCAGAAUCAUACUGCUCUGUUUGAAUGCAUUUAUUACAAGUUUGGAUUUUUUGCAUUGUGAAACAACAGCUGUUUGAACUCUUGGAGGGGGGCAAGUACUGUACUGAAUGUGCCUUUAAAGUAUUUUAUUAAUCAUAACCAACCCUCAUUUGGAGCCUUAUUGCCACAGCAAGCUAAAACUACUGUACGCAGUCUUUUAGCUGUGAAAAAUAUAAAAUAAUUUCUCACUACAUUGGCUGUUCAUAACGUCAACCUAACAUGCAAUAGCUCAAUAUAGAAUACAGCACUCCACAUAAGUUACAGAUAUCAUAUAAUUACAUGUACAAUUAUUCUGACACAUGUAACUCCUAAGUGGCAUAGAAUACAAAUUUAAAAACAAAUUAAACAUAGUUAAAUGUCAUCAUGAUUAAAAUAAUUAUGAUUAGUGCAUAGUUAAAGUUCAAUGUAGUGAUGUGCAAGUAUCCUUGCUGUUUGUUUUCACUUCUUUAGUAUGGGCAGGGAUGUGUUUGAAAGGCACGUUUAUUAAUCUUUUCUGUGACUGACAUACUGUACUGUAUGUGACACUAUCUAAAAUAAAAACACAGCUUGAAAAGUUUAAACAAACGGCAGGAAUUAUUUUGCAGAUGAUGUGUGUGACUCUGGUUGUCACAGUAGUAAACAUCACGACAAACUCAAAGACUGUCGUGACACUCCAUGUGCACCAACAGGAGCACAUACAGUAUACUGUGCUGCGAAUAAAAGCUGAUGCAGGGAGGUGAGGCAAUAUAUUGCAAGUGGCAUUUACAGUCUUAAAAGACAAGCAUGAACAAAUACUGACAAUGAGUCAUUUUGUAUUGCAACCAAUACAAAUAUUCAACCUGUCAGCAUAUGUUUUCAGCACAUAAUGCUUUACAGUGUAUUGUGAUUUGACCACUCAACACUGAACGUUUGCAGUAUUUAUUCUGCAAAUUAAUAUAUGUAAAACAGUGUUAUCCUGCAGCACAAUUAAGGCAGCAUACACUGUAGGUUAUGGAAAUUAUUAGCAUGGUGUCAAAGUGUUGUUUGGCUCUUCACAAAGGCGUCUGCAGCCAGCAUGAACAGUGAGGAGAGUGGAGGAGUUGUGAGAGAGGGAUUCCUCCUGACCCCGCGGUUAAUGAAACCCUUCCUGUGCCUUUGUCAGUUUUAACUGGGAGAUUGUGUCAUACUACACACUGGAUCUGCUGCCUGGCUCCUGCAGUCACCAUCCCACUUCCCUGAGCAGCAUACUGAGUUGUCAGUAUCAAAAAAACCUCUGUUUCUUGAGUGCUAGCAUUCAGUUUUGGUAGAUAUGUUUGUUGCACAGCAAGCAAAAGCUAUCCCUCCUGUCAAAUGCAGGCAGAGAAAGAAAAAAAACUUGAAUUAAUUUCUCCAUAACCAGCCUCUGGGCAAGUUUGAUUCAGUUCUAAAUGGGAAAAAGAAAAAAAAGGUUCAGUUUUUUUGAAAUAGGCCUCUUUCUUUUCUCUCAAACAUUUCAAUUGGUACAAAAACAGUGAGUAAUUUCUGACUCUCCAUUUUCUUUGAAAUCCCUCUGAUAGUGUGGCAGCUGCCAAUGUAAGGGGGGGGUGCUAUUUUAAAAAGAGGUUGCAUCAAGUAUUUGUCAACCUGUCCCUCAUUAUUUCCACUGAACUGGAAAAUAAGUUGCCAGGCAAUGAUGCAGAGCCUGAGAUAAUGCCUGGGUUUUAAAGCAAGCUAUCUAAGCCAGGUCUCUCCAUGACGCCGAUGACUGAAUCACACGCUGCGAAGUGUUUUCAUGGGAAGCUCCCAGGCAAUUGUCAGUUUUCAUGAAGGAUUGAAUGGGUUGCCAUAGAGAAAAUGUCAUCAUUUCACUGACAGUAAAUGUAAUCCUAUUUUAUUUGUGGUCAUACCUCAAAAGGCAGAUUACACAUUGUUUUAUAUACACUGGACACAGCAAAUCAGUUCCCCAUAGCACCAAUUCAUCAUAUGUGUCCUCAGUGUUGUAUUUGUUUAAAUGGAGUGACCUCUAGUAGAGUUCAAGGUAUGAGGUGCAGCAUUUCAUUUCCAUUUGUUUCUUUAAAUUGAAUAUAUUUACUUUGUAUUUCUUUUUACAAAAAAUGGGAACAUCCUAAAAAAUGUUCUACAUGGAAAUACUUUUAUUUCUCUUUUUUAUUUGUUUGUUUAAUUUAAUUCUUCAAAUCAUUAUGCUGAAGAAUAAUGUGAUGAGAAGUCUGGAAUAGAAAUGUUUACUCAAAUGUGUAUGAAGGUCCUUUAGCCACCAGGGAUAUAGUUGUACAUUUAUAGGCUCUAGAUCACUGGAAUGAUAUAUAUGGCUUUAAAUGGCAUUGAUAUAUCUAUAUAUAAUAUAUCUAAAUAUAUAUUAAUAUUUGUCCAGAAAUAAGAAAAAUCCAUGUACUUAAUUACUUUAAAGCUUACAUUGUGUAUAGCACGUAUGCAAGUCCAUUUUCAUCAUGUUUGAUGUAAUUUUGUAGCAGUGGUUUGAUACUAAUAAAUGGCAGUUGAUGAUGGAAUUGUA
Molecule: messenger RNA, 8592 nt
Organism: Siniperca chuatsi (mandarin fish)
Lineage: Eukaryota; Metazoa; Chordata; Actinopteri; Centrarchiformes; Sinipercidae
Gene: negr1
Product: neuronal growth regulator 1
Exons: 8
Coding region: 226-1305 (359 amino acids)
Cellular component (GO): neuron projection
Source: RefSeq, a predicted model, not a curated record